This is a messenger RNA of Chrysemys picta bellii (western painted turtle), 836 nucleotides long. The record is from RefSeq and is a predicted model, not a curated record. Lineage: Eukaryota; Metazoa; Chordata; Testudines; Emydidae.
AUGGGCAAGUCGCAUCCCAGCCUGCGGGCAGAAGGAGAGCGCAAUGUAGCCCUUGGGAGGUGCCGGGGUGACGACUGGGGUGACGAUGAGGAAGGUGAUGAACAUCCCUGCAGGGUCAAACAUAGCAUUACUAGGAUCCCCGGAGCCCUGAACGGCCACUUGAUCUGCUCCAUCUCCGAGCGCUGCGCCUCCUCCGGCCUGCAUUGGUACGACGGAGCCGGCGCGCGGAUCCUGGAGGAAACUGAAGCUGGCAAAAGCAAUAGGCUGAGCAUGCGCAUCAUCUGGCAGCACCGGGGGGCGGCGCUGGAGUGCCGGGUGCAGGGCUACCGGAAUAGGUGCCUCCUCAAAAGGUCCCAGCCUCCAGCCACAGGCCGGCCCCCCCGCCUGAAGGUCCUGGUGGACAUGGACGGCCCAGGCCCGAUCAGGGAGGGCGACUCAUUCACGCUGAGAUGUGUGGGGGACAGCGGGUCGCUGGACCAGGUCUACUUCUGGAUUCACAAUGAGGAGCUGCACGGGGGCCCCUCUAGGCAGAUUGAAGGGGCGACCUUGUCUGACGGGGGCAAUUACACCUGCAUGAAGUGGGUCUCCGACAUAGGACGUGCUUACCUGGCCAUAUCCCCCACCACCUAUGUGGCCAUCCUUGUCCCCCCUGUGGUGCAUGUGGUGGCCACCCCAGGCCCUCAUCGCAGCACGGGGGAAUCCCUGUCCCUGUCGUGCCGGCUGGACACCAGCGCUUUUGGCGGAUUGGGCUUCUCCUGGUACAAGGAUGGCGAGCGGCUGGGGUGGGCACAGGCAGAACUGGCUUUCCUGGGAGUCCAGGUGGCUGAUGGGGGAGA